CUUUAAUCUCGCGAUAACGUCGUAGUCAGCAUCCUCACAGCCACUCUGGGCAUCGUUUCCCAUGUCACGUGAUAUUACACUAUUCAGCGCGGAGUCAUUUCGUUUCAGUGGGCGCUACUAAGAAACUGAUCAAAUUUUAAAUUGAUUGCAGAGUAUUAAGUUACAAUUAAUCCAGAUUUCUCAUACACAUGCAAAUUUAAAGUACAUAGGCUCAAAGGCAACACUAAUCUCCACGUGGCCCGGUAGUGUGUGAAAGCAUGGAGAUGCUGAAGAUAGAGCAAGUCAUUGUUGGGAGUGAGAUGAAGUCCACCUCAACGGAGAUCAAGUCUGAGUCCUAUCAGCAUGAGAGUUUGCAGUGUUUUCAGUGCUUCAUCACCUUCUGCGACUCCAAAGCCAGGGAGAGACAUAUAAGGAAGAGUCAUCGGGACCAGUACACACAGCAGCUGCAGCAGAAUAAUAUCGCCUUCACUUGCUACAAGUGUGAAAAGAGCUUUUCCUCCUCUGAGGAGCUCGGUAAACACCAGGCCACACACAGCAGAGAGGAGAAGCCCUUCCGCUGCUCUUACUGCAGGAAAAGCUUCUUUACUUUUACAGAGCGGAACCACCACAGACGACAUGAAUGCAUAGAGCGACGGUGUCCCUGCAGGGACUGUGGCGCCGUGUUUCCUAGUCCUUCACGACUUCGUAGCCAUCGCAUCGCAGUGCACCCACAGUGUCCUGUAGUGGCUGAUGAUGUCAACACUUAUCAGUGCUGCAAAUGUGGCAGUGGUUUCCAGACAGAAGAAGAGCUCCUGCAGCACCAGGAAAGAUUUGCUAGUGAUACAAACUGUGACAUUAAGCUACCAGCCAAAAAACGUGGUCGUAAACCCAAGUACGCUGCUCAGGUAACGAUGGUUGACGGCAAGAAGAUCAAACAAGAAAAUGAAGCAGGGGGGUGCAAAGGAGAUGAUGGCUCUUUGACAAAGGAAUACUCCUCCAAUGAGCUGCAACCACAGCUUAAGAUCCCAUGUCCUGAAGAAGAUUGUGACCUCAUAUUCCCCUCUGUUGCAGCCCUGCGGGCACACAGGAAGGCAGACCAUGGGCCUCCCCCUCACAAGACUCUUGCAUGCACAGAGUGUGACACGAGCUAUGCUCUGCCUGAGCAGCUCAGAGCACACGUUGCCAGGGCUCACUGUUACGCAUACGUCUGCCCCACCUGUGGAAAGAGCUUUGCCCGAGAGAGGGCUCUAAAGCUCCACCAGAACACCCACACUGGGGGAGAAGAGGUAGCAGAGAAAAGAUAGUAAAUGGGGAAAAGACUGCAACUUAACCUUACACUGUUCAGUUAAGUGAUUGUAUUGUUACCAUUUUUUUUUAUUUAGGGUAGGGUAGGGUCUUGUUCGUUUUUUUGAAGGAUUCUUUACCAUUGCAAGAUAAGAUUAUAGUGGGGGGUGGCAAUGCCCUGGCAGAGUUCUGCGCUCUCUGAGUGCUUCUAGUUGUGAUUUAAGUCCACCAUGACCUCAUGUCAGUUCAUUUUUUUAGCUGUCCAUAUGACAUUACCUCUGUUUUACCUGAAAUUGUUUGUAUUCAUUAUAAAGUACUUGCGUACUGUUUUGUAUUUACUGCAGGUCACAAACAUAAUAAAAUCCCAGCCUGAAAAAUGGAACAUGUAUAAAUGUUGUCCUGUGGGACUUUAAGGAUGUGAUGUUUGAGUCUUAUUUUCUCUUAAGUAAAUGUGGCAUUAAACAGUACUUUCGGUGGUGUCUUUGUUUGUCACCGUGUCUGAAUAUGUGCAAGUGAGCAAGAGGCAAACUAUAAAGUGCUUUACUAAAGUAGAAAAUGGUCAAAUAUGUCAAGUUUAUU
Messenger RNA from Monopterus albus (swamp eel), 1842 nucleotides. RefSeq names its product zinc finger protein 11-like. NCBI's taxonomy places the organism in Eukaryota, Metazoa, Chordata, Actinopteri, Synbranchiformes, Synbranchidae. The transcript is spliced from 5 exons. Bases 258 to 1283 code for a protein of 341 amino acids. The record is from RefSeq and is a predicted model, not a curated record. Gene Ontology annotation, molecular function: DNA-binding transcription factor activity, RNA polymerase II-specific; RNA polymerase II cis-regulatory region sequence-specific DNA binding.